This is a messenger RNA of Eremothecium gossypii ATCC 10895, 816 nucleotides long. RefSeq lists its product as uncharacterized. The coding region runs from base 1 to 816 and encodes 271 amino acids. The record is from RefSeq and is marked provisional. The transcript has a single exon. Lineage: Eukaryota; Fungi; Ascomycota; Saccharomycetes; Saccharomycetales; Saccharomycetaceae.
AUGCCAUUGGAGCUGGCGGACGGUGGGCAGCCAGGGCCCUUCGCCUACGACGGUCACCAAGCCCCCCUGCUUGGCGGCACUAGCGGCUGGCUGCCUCUCUGUGCUGUGUGCUGGCGCCGGGUGCGCGCGGGGAUCCUAUAUAGCUGUCCAAUCCCGUGCCCACCGCUCAGUCUGAACCUGCCACCACCAAUGACGUCGCCACAGCAGCGCAUCAUCGUGCAGAUGAACCAGGAGCGCAGGCUCGCGCUCGAGGACUACCUUACUACAUAUGGGCGUGUGCCAAUCGGAACCAAAGUCAACGAGGUGCGCCUCGCGGACAUCGAGCUGGACCACCUCACGCUGCGUUUUCGCCAUAGCGACGUGGAGCUCGAGAUCGAAAAGACAAUUGCCCUUGACCCGCCGCUGCAGCACUGGGACGAAGCCCCGGCGCGUCUAGACGCAAUGGCGCUCGAGGCAGCCGCCCGCCGCGGCUUGGCUGCGGUCCAGGUCCGCGGCGGCGCCGCGCCAUCGGCCCUCGGCUGGCUGCUCAUCGGUCUUAUCUACCUGCCUGCGGCCUGCUACUACGAACCGCGCUUGCUCGCGUGGGCGGUGCCUGGCGCGCUGUUGCAGCGCUCCGUUCUGCAGUCCGUGUUCGCGGGGGUGGCCGUGUGCCACAUCGCCGAGUGCAUGCUGCUGCUGCGCCCGCGCCUGCACACCUACCGCGUGCCCACGGACUAUCGCAUCGAGUGGUACUUUUUUGGACUGCUGGAGGGCUAUCCUGCCAUCAGACGCUUUGACAGGGCCGCCCGCUCGCUGAAAUCAAGGCCAACUACGUAG